AUGGCUGGACGUCUGGAGGACCAUCUUCAAUGUCCCACGUGUCUGGACAUCUUCAAAGAUCCUGUCAUUCUUCUGUGCAGUCACAGCUUCUGCCGUGCGUGUCUGCAGCAGUGGAAGGACAAAGGAGAACGAUCGUGUCCAGUCUGUCGGACAGAGUUUAGUUUGAUGGAUCCGCCUUUGAACUUGGCACUGAGGAAUAUGUGUGAGAACCUUUCACGUGCCUCGCUCAAAUCAGAAGACAUCUGCAGCUUUCAUGAGGAGAAACUUCAACUCUUCUGUUUGGACCACCAGGAGCUUGUGUGCCUCGUCUGCAGAGACGCAGAAAUACACAUUGGUCAUACGUUUCGGCCCCUCAAAGAAGUUGUGAAAGGUCAUCGUGAUGAACUCCAGAAAGGCCUGCAGAAGGCCAAGGAACGACUCCAAGAUUACAACGACUGUCGAGAAAACUGCAAUGAACAAGUAGACUACAUCAAAGUCCAGAAGGGGAAUGUCGAACGCAAGAUAAAGAAGGAUUUUGAGGAUCUCCGUCGCUUCCUGGACGUCGAAGAGGAGGCCAGGUUGACUGCGGUCAGGGAGGAAGAGAAGAAAAAGAGUCAGACGAUGAAGGAGAAGAUGGCGGCUCUCGACAGACAAAUGGCCGCUCUCUCGGAUGUCAUCAGAAACACUGAGGAGCAGCUGGCGUCUGGCAAUGUUUCUUUCAUGAAGAAGUUCAAGACUGCGAUGAGCAGAAUCCAGGAGCUGACUGAAAAACCGCAGCUUCUGCCGGGAGGUCUGCUGGACGAAGCCAAACACGUGGGCAACCUCAAGUUCAAGGUGUGGGAGCGGAUGAAGGAGACGCUCGCCUACAGUCCUGUCGUUCUGGACCCCAACACGGCCAAUCCAAGAAUCCGUCUCUCCGAAGAUCUGACCGGUCUGAGUUGGGAAGAAGUUCAGCAGGUGCGUCCAAAAAAUCCAGAGAGGGAAGAGGGGAACUGUGUGCAAGGUGGUGCUUUGGACCUGGGAAGACACGUGUGGGACGUUGAGGUGGGAGACAACAAUAACUGGGCAGUGGGGGUUAUGUGGGGGGACCCUUGUUUGCCAGUGAAAAUGACUGGUUGGUUUAUUGGAUUUCGUGAUGGUAAAUACAAAAAGCCCGGUGGCAAAUAUGGAGAAUGGAAUCCGCCUGUCAAAGUGCAGAGGAUCCGAGUUGAGGUGGACAUGAAAGAAAGGGCGGUGUCCUUCUCUGAACCUCUGACAAACACCGAAUUGUGGAACACUAAGAAGGCUUCCGAUUGGCCAGACUUGUCCGGUAACACCAAAAUGUAUCCUUACUUUGACACAUUCAGUAAAAUUCUUCUCAAAAUAAUCCGCAUUCCACCUGGUGUUACGACUGCCAUCAGUCAGAUUCGAGCCCAGCUUCAAACAACUGCAGCUCGACAUUCCAAACUUGUGCACUCUAAAACAAUGGGUGACUGUCUGGGGGACCAUCUUACAUGUCCCACCUGUCUGGACAUCUACAAACAUCCUGUCAUUCUUCCGUGCAGUCACAGCUUCUGCCGUGCGUGUCUGCAGCAGUGGAAGGACAAAGGAGAACGAUCGUGUCCACUCUGUAGGACAGAGUUUAGUUCGAUGGAUCCACCUUUUAACUUGACACUCAGGAAUAUUUGUGAGAACCUUUCACAAGUCUCAGUCAAGUCAGAGGACAUGUGCAGCUUGCACCAAGAGGAACUCAAACUCUUCUGUUUGGACCACCGGGAGCUUGUGUGCCAUAUCUGCAGAGACUCAGAAAUCCACAUUGGUCACACGUUCCGGCCCCUCAAAGAAAUUGUGAAAGGUCAUCAUAAGGAACUCCAGGAAGGCCUGCAGAAAGCCAAGGAAAGACUCAAAUAUUACAACGACUGUCGAGAGAACUGCAAUGAACAGGUAGAGUACAUCAAAGUCCAGAAGGAGAAGGUCGAACACAAGAUUAAGAAGGAUUUUGAGGAGCUCCGUCGCUUUCUCGACGUCGAGGAGGAGGCCAGGUUGGCUGCGGCAAGGGAGGAAGAGACCAAGAAGAAUCAAACAAUGAAGGAGAAGAUGGCGGCUCACGGCGAACAAACGGCCGCUCUCUCAGAUCUCAUCAGAAGCACUGAGGAGCAGCUAGCGUCUGGCAAUGUUUUUGUCAUGAAGAAGUUCAAGACUGCGAUGAGCAGAAUCCAGGAGCUGCCUAAAACACCGCAGCUGCUGCCAAGGGGUCUGCUGGACGAAGCCAAACACGUGGGCAACCUCAAAUUCAAGGUGUGGGAGCGGAUGAAGGAGACGCUCGCCUACAGUCCCGUCAUUCUGGACCCCAACACGGCCGAUCCAAGAAUCAGUCUGUCUGAAGAUCUGACCACUCUGAGUUGGGUAGACGUACAGCAGGAGCGUCCAAAGAAUCCAGAGAGGCGCAAGUGGGAGAAUGUGCUGGGUUGCACUUUGGACUCGGGAAGACACGUGUGGGACGUUGAAGUGGGAGACAACGAUGUCUGGUACGUGGGGGUCGCGUGGGGGAACCCUUGUUUGCCAGAGAAAAUGACUGGUUGGUUCAUCGGACAUCGCAAUGGGAAAUACAGAGAGGUCAGUGGCAAAUAUGGAGAAUGGAAUCCGUCUGUCAAAGUGCAGAGGAUCCGAGUUGAAGUGGACAUGAAUGAGAGGUCAUUGUCCUUCUCUGAAACUCUGACAUGCACCGAAUUGUGGAAAACUAAGAAGUCUUCCAAUUGGCCAGACUUGUCCGGUAACACCAAAAUGUAUCCUUACUUUUCCACAAAAUGUAAAAUUCCUCUAAAAAUAAUCCCCAUUCUACCUGGUGUUACGACUUCCAUCAGUUUGCAGUCAUGUUGA
Nerophis lumbriciformis (worm pipefish) is the source of this 2838-nucleotide messenger RNA. The record is from RefSeq and is a predicted model, not a curated record. NCBI's taxonomy places the organism in Eukaryota, Metazoa, Chordata, Actinopteri, Syngnathiformes, Syngnathidae.